UUAUUCUACAUUUUUCUGUAUUCUGUUUUAUCUUUGGGUAUAAAUAUUUAUCUAAAUUUAAUACGGAACAAGCUAGGUUAACAUAUUUCGUGGCUAUGAAAGACAAAAUAUGUGCACGUACUUUCCAGUAAGACUUUUAUUCCGAUCGUGUGAAUUCGUGUGUUUAUCCGAACGCGUCAGUUUUGUGUCACCGAAUCUGUGUCAGUACGUACAGUAGCAUAACAAACCCGACUGAAUUGUGUACAUAGUGUUUUGUGUCUAGUAAUUAAUCUACAGAAUAUUACGAGUUUCCAGUUUUUGUGCACAGUGUUGUGUUGUUGGAAAACGAACAUUGAUUGUCAGAAACAGUUUCACCUUGGUAUUAAUUUAGUUUCAAGCGGCGCUUCCCAGAGCGAGUAUUUGUUUACUCUAUUCAGUCUUAUCGGUACUGAUACAAGUGCAAGAUAUCGUGACCAAAUUUCUAUAUGCAUUUGUAGACACGCUUAAUCAUCGGACUCUUGUGACUAAAGAAAUUAGUUGAAUAAAAAUGGGUAUAUUUUGCCAAAUUAACUUGAAACAGCCACCAGAAGGAGUAUACCAUGGAGGAGAUCACGUCUCAGGAAUAGUCAAGUAUGGAGUAGACGAACCUAUGGAGGUUGAGAAAAUUACUAUAUCAUUAAAAGGCAUUGGCCGAGUGAUAUUAAUGAAGAAAAGCGGCAAACACAACAGAAGAUUUGAUGGCAGGGAAGUAUACGUAGAUACUGACCACAUAUUACCCGAAGGUAACUGUACGUUGCAUGGAAGCUAUGAGAUACCAUUCAGCUUCAGAUUACCCGAGAAGAUACCAAGUUCCAUAGAAUAUACGAAGCGCCAAGGCCAAUAUCGCGUUAAAUGUUACAUCAAAUACUACAUUCGACUGAAAUUCGAAAAGCCAGGCUGGUUUACUUUCGAUAACCAUUUCCGAAAGAAAAUUACCGUAGCUUCUCCUGUUGCACCCGAGAUGUCCAUGGAACCCAUUAUAUAUGGUGAAAGAAGCCAACUACUGCAGCUGUUCUCGAGCAAAACAAGCACAUUAAUCAUGAAAGCUGAAAUUCUCAACUCCGUAAUUCCAAAAGGUGGUAAAAUCGAGAUUAAAUCGGAAAUACAAAAUGAUACUAAUAUCAUAGUGAAUAGUGUUAAAAUUCAAUUGAUGGAGGUGGUUAAAGUCAAACCGAAAGGACAUGGGGAAGUGAAGUUCUAUGAUGAAGUUCCUGAAUGCGAGAGUAAGACAGGUACUAUUCAGGCAGAAGCGACUCAAAGUAUGCCAAUUGAUAUUAUAGUACCUGAAAGUAGAAUUUCUUUACAAAAUUCUGAUAUAAUAUCUCGAGAUUUUGUUGUCAAAAUCACUGUUGAUCUGCCGAUGCCCCAUAGAGAUGUAGUUCUAGAGAUACCAGUUCAAAUUGGAGAUUAUUAUGAGCGAGCUAGUCUGUCACCGGAAUUACCCGACAAAAAUUGGAUGUCUAGGGUUGGUGAUGGGGCAUCAGCAUCAAGUGCUGCUGAUGAUCCUCCACCCACUUAUUGGGAGGCGAUGGGUGAAGGAAAGAAAGAUGACGAAUCAAGUACUGAUGAUGAGAGCGAUGACGAAAAGGGAGGGAAGUCUUAAUGCAGAAAAGAAUAGGGUAUAAUUUUAAAUGACGGUAAUUUGUGGCUUAUUUAUGUACUGAUUUUGUAUUUAUUAUCUUUGUAGUGCCUAUUUAAUUGUGCCUAAUACGCUAAUUGAGAUAAUAAACAAUUUUAUAAAUGAACUAGCGACCCGUCGCGAUUCCACUCGGACGCCAUUCCGACAAUAUCUCGAUUUUGUACUUAUGAAACUUUCAUCAAUAAUAAACACAAUCAAAUAGGAAUUAAUGAAAUCAUUUUAGCUAUUUCCGAGUUUCGCACUUAAUAACAUAUUUUAUAUUUGUAUAGACAGAAUAGGUAUGUGGAAUUGUACUCUGAAUGCGGAAUGUUCUGGAACAUGUUUCUUAAAUUAAUUCGUUACGUAAUAUGCUGAAGAUAUAUUAUAAUUGCAUUUAUUUUUUAUUGACUGUCUCGUUAUGAGUUGUGAUGUGCGUGUGAGUCUGCCAAACAAUAUGUUAGCGUUUCGAUUGAAACCAAUUUAAAAAAAACUCCUUAGUAACAAAAAUGUUUCGACCUGUUACACAGUACCUACAGCAUUUUUGAUCAUUUAUUUAUUUUAAGAUACAUAAUUAAUUUUUGAUAUGUUGAUUUUUAAUUUUUCGUAUGUCUUAAGUAAUGUGCACGCUUAUUGGCGCACAAUAAAUAAGAGGUCACAAGACAAAUCUCCAAUAUUAAUUAUCGUUUUUGACAUUGACAAAAAAUUAUUGAUAAACUCAAACUCAAACUCAAAAGCAUUUAUUUCAAUUAAACCAU
Messenger RNA from Spodoptera litura, 2391 nucleotides. Its product is annotated as arrestin domain-containing protein 17-like. The record is from RefSeq and is a predicted model, not a curated record. Gene Ontology annotation, cellular component: cytoplasm. Gene Ontology annotation, biological process: protein transport. Lineage: Eukaryota; Metazoa; Arthropoda; Insecta; Lepidoptera; Noctuidae.